UUUAACGGUUGCGCAGAUAAGCGUUGAGAUGUCGUACACUAGGCUACCACAGAGGGAAGAGGGGGGAAAAGUAAUGGUCUGUUAAAAGGGAUGUGUUGACUAGAGGGAGAAUAGGGGAAGAGAGAAAACAGACUGUUUUAAGGGCUGUUGUGCUGUCUGUUUACUCUCUUUCAAUUGGAUUUAGGAGUGAUGAAGAGGUCUUUGGGAUGCGGGGGAUAGGAAGGGAUGCUCUGCAGCGGUUGUUCAGUCACUGAAUCGUAAAAGAGGACGCAACAUUGAGCCUGAAUGGUUAAGACUGUAUAUUAUCUGAAGAACAACGCAUCACACUACUGCUGUAAGCUGAACGUUGCGGGAUUUUGCUCACUGCUUCAAAAGGAAUUCAUUGCAGUUGUUCAACGUGGAUCCACUGCACCAUUCAGGUAUUUAAGUGUGCAUACUAGAGUUUCAUGAAGAAUGGCCAGAUUAUCAUAAUGCUGGAAUGAACUCCCUAUCCUGGACUUUUGCAGAUAUGGGAUAUGGACCACAUUGCAGCGCCAAAAUGAGAAGUCUUUGGGUCGGUGUUUUGUUCAUGACUUUCACCUGCCAUCUGAGCCUUUCCCAGUCUACUACAGGGAUUCCUAAAGAGUCAGAGCUCAAUGAUAACAUCACAGUAUUCACACGAAUCCUGGAUGGAUUGCUGGAUGGCUACGAUAACAGACUGCGACCUGGGCUUGGAGAGAAAGUGACAGAAAUUAAGACCAACAUCUUUGUGACCAGCUUUGGACCAGUGUCAGACACUGAGAUGGAAUACACCAUUGAUGUGUUUUUCCGUCAAAGCUGGAAGGAUGAGCGUUUGUGUUUCAAGGGGCCAAUGGAGAUGCUGCCUCUGAAUAACUUGCUGGCCAGCAACAUCUGGACACCAGACACCUUUUUCCUUAACGGCAAAAAAUCCAUUGCUCACAACAUGACAACGCCCAACAAGCUUCUGAGACUGAAAGAUGAUGGGACAUUGCUGUACACCAUGAGAUGUGUUAAGCACACAUGAACUCGGCUCCCGCUGAACUCAGCAUCUCAUGUUCCACAUCGUUCAAUCUCUGUGGGAAUGUUCAGCUUGCCCCUGCUAAAGCUAAGAUUUCUCUCUAUACAGUACUUUUUUUCUCAGUGUUGUCUUUUCACAAGAGGUCACUAGGUUUAUCUUUCUUGUUGUUUUCUUUUCAUUAGUGGUGAUACAGGGUGUC
Molecule: messenger RNA, 1217 nt
Organism: Sinocyclocheilus rhinocerous
Lineage: Eukaryota; Metazoa; Chordata; Actinopteri; Cypriniformes; Cyprinidae
Product: gamma-aminobutyric acid receptor subunit alpha-5-like
Exons: 6
Coding region: 479-1024 (181 amino acids)
Biological process (GO): monoatomic ion transmembrane transport
Cellular component (GO): membrane
Molecular function (GO): extracellular ligand-gated monoatomic ion channel activity; GABA-A receptor activity
Source: RefSeq, a predicted model, not a curated record